Racocetra persica is the source of this 180-nucleotide messenger RNA. The record is from the annotation of a GenBank genome assembly. NCBI's taxonomy places the organism in Eukaryota, Fungi, Glomeromycota, Glomeromycetes, Diversisporales, Gigasporaceae.
UAUAAUGAGAAAUUGGAUAUGUUGGUUACUUUACAAGCAGAAUUGGCUAAUGAAAUUAAUGAUAUGCCUCAAUCAAAAUCUCUUAUAAUAAGGUCUUAUACACAAGCUUAUGAAAAAAGAAGGUUUGAAAUUAGAGAUAUUUUUGCUAUUAAAAACUCAGAAAUGAAAGUACAGAAGUGA